GAAGUGGAACGGGAUCCCGCGAGAUUUCGAUGAGUUUACUUGAGUAAAUGCCACGUCUUACCAGCGUACAGUGAAAUAUUAGCGGUUAACCGAACUAAUCACACACAGGGCGGGGAUUUAUCCAGCGACAGGACAGGUAGAGACACCUCAGACUCUCCGGUGAUAUUAUGGGCUGCUUACGUCUGCUGCUUCUGUCCGUGGUCACUUCUGCACUACUCCUGUUGGCCUCCCAGCCAACCGAAUCUCACAGCCAUUCCCAUGGCGACCAUCACCACGGCCACCAUCACCACGGCCACUCCCACGACGAGGACGAAGACGUGAGGAUGUUCCACGGAGCGAGCAAGUGGAGCGCCGAGGCCAACCUGCCUUCAGAGGAGGAGGAGCAUCACGGACACGCCCACGCUCAUGACCAUGGACACGCUCAUGACCAUGGACACGCUCAUGACCAUGGACACGCUCAUGACCACGGACACGCUCAUGACCACGGACACGCUCAUGAUCACGGACACGCUCAUGACCAUGGACACGCCCACUCCCAUGACCACGGACACGCCCACUCCCAUGACCACGGACACGCCCACUCCCAUGACCACGGACACGCUCAUCAUGAAGAAGUUGUUCGGGUGCUCAAAGAGGGGAGAGCGCACGCCCACUCACACGGGGGAGAGAGCGUGAAGCGGGACGUGGUGGAGCUGUGGACGCAGGCUAUUGGAGCAACCCUGCUGAUCAGCGCCGCUCCUUUCCUCAUCCUGUUCCUGAUCCCCGUUCAGUCCAACAGCGACCAGCACCAGAACCUGCUCAAGGUGCUGCUCAGCUUCGCCUCAGGCGGUCUGCUGGGCGAUGCCUUCCUGCACCUCAUCCCUCACGCUCUGGAGCCGCACUCCCACCACGAAGAGGAUCAUGGACACUCGCACGCCGAUGAAGAGUCACACGACCACGGACACUCUCACGGAGCCGCUCAUGCCCACAUGAUGUCUGUGGGUCUGUGGGUUCUCGGUGGGCUCAUCGCCUUCCUGGUGGUGGAGAAGUUUGUGCGUCUGCUGAAGGGAGGACACUCACACGGACACUCGCACGGACACUCGCACGACGCCCCCAAGGCGAAGGACAGCGACGGAGAGGAAGAGAAAGAAGAGAAGAAGAAAGAGGAGGGAGAAGAGCAGAGCACAGACAUCAAGGUGUCGGGGUACCUGAACCUGGCGGCCGACUUCACACAUAAUUUCACAGACGGCCUGGCAAUCGGGGCGUCGUUCCUGGUCGGUCCAGCGGUCGGCGCCAUCACCACCCUGACCAUCCUGCUGCACGAGGUCCCGCACGAGAUUGGAGACUUUGCCAUCCUUGUCCAGUCCGGCUGCACCAAAAAGAAGGCCAUGUGUCUGCAGCUGCUCACCGCCCUGGGAGCUCUGGCCGGCACAGCCUGCUCCCUAUUGGCCGAGGGGGUUGGCGCCGCGGCAACUGCCUGGAUCCUGCCGUUCACAGCUGGCGGGUUCGUGUACAUCGCCACGGUGACCGUCCUCCCAGAACUGUUAGCGGGCCGCUCCAGUUUCGGCCAGUCUCUGAUGGAGAUCCUGGCGCUGCUGUUCGGCGUCGGCAUGAUGGUGCUGAUCGCCGAGUACGAGUGAGACGCAGCCGAGCCGACAGAGACUCCUUUACAGAGUCGGGACAGACGGACCGGAGAAGGUUAGAGGUC
Labrus bergylta (ballan wrasse) is the source of this 1687-nucleotide messenger RNA. NCBI's taxonomy places the organism in Eukaryota, Metazoa, Chordata, Actinopteri, Labriformes, Labridae. The record is from RefSeq and is a predicted model, not a curated record.